CGGAUGAUGGCCCACGAACUGCAAAAACAGAUAUCUGGGAGUUUGGCAUCGUGUUCCUUCAAAUGGCUUUUGGCUUAAAUGUCACUAGGAAAUAUACGUCACCUAAGGCUAUGCUAGACUCAUUGGAUUUGUCAGACGCUCUUCACGAUUUUAUGCUCAAGCUGUUCAAUCCUGACCCGAAAAAGCGGCCACGAGCUUUUGCACUCAGUGAGUACUCUUGUACAAUUUAGACUUUUUGUCAGAGUCCUGGUCGUCCGUAUAAUGACAAAAUUGGAUAGGCUCAUGCAAAUUUCUUGUUACUGAUGCUCCGAUAAUGGACGAAGAUUCGUCUGCUCUAAUGUUAAGACUUGGUUCCACCUCAUCUUUAGCACCCCUUACUCCACGUAGACCUAGGCAUGAUUCUAUGAGUCUUAGUGGACCUUUCUCAAGAUAUGCUCAUGAUUUUGUGGAGGAAGGUCGCUUAGGGAAAGGGGGGUUUGGAGAGGUGGUAAAAGCAAGGCAAAAACUAGAUGGGCAGAUAUAUGCCAUUAAAAAGAUUACUCAAAAGUCUUCUGCUCAGCUAGAUGAUGUCUUAAAAGAGGCUCGCCUACUUUCCCAACUCAACCACCCUUCUGUUGUCCGUAAGUACUCUUUUUCGUAUAUUUUAUACCAGACGAGCCAAACUUGGAGACCUAUUCCUGUGUUAUUCUUGAUUCCCCAAAUUGUUAAGAGUGGACUGGGAGAAAGAGUGCUCAACUAUUACGAUCCUUUGGCAGAGGAUGAAAAUAAUCACUUUAUCAAAACAUGCUUAUUCUCCCUUAGGUUACUUUAAUACAUGGACAGAAGAGGUUCCUGAUCUUUCUGAGACGGAUGACGAUAAUACGACAACAGAUGCUGCCACUGAAGAAUCUAGUAACGUUUCUCUUGAGGAUCAGAAGCUCAUAUCGAAUUCGGGACUAGUACCGGUGGACUGGAUUUCAUGUCUACCAGCGGAUACCAAGUCGAAUUCGGUUAUGAUGAGGCAAGCGACAGUGAUGAUGAGGAUGAGGAUGACGAUGAGGAUGAAGAUGAUGACGAUGACGAUGACGACGAAUAUUCCGUAGAACGCAACGGACAUCCCCGAAACCGGGGACAUGAGCGUGUUGCUCUAGCACAUAGGGGAAGUAGAUCUAGUCCGCGGCCUUCGCGCCCAUUCAAAACAAUCUUAUACAUAUCUAUGGAAUAUUGUGAGAAGCGAACACUUCGCGAUCUUAUUCGACGAGGACUCUAUAAAAACAACGAGGAAAUAUGGCGUCUUUUCCGUCAGAUCCUCGAAGGUCUUGCCCAUAUACAUAGCUUGAACUUUGUUCACCGCGAUCUCAAGCCGGAGAAUAUUUUUAUCGAUGGUGCCUCUAAUGUUAAAAUAGGCGACCUCGGUUUGGCUACAAGGGGCCAAUACUCUGCAAUCGAUAAAUCGUCAGCUUCUGCGAUGCAGAAUAGUGGGGAUUUAACAAGGAGUAUCGGUACUUUCUCCUAUAUUGCACCCGAAAUUCGAUCAGCAGUCUCUGGGGGUCCAUACACUGGCAAGGUUGACAUGUACUCUCUUGGUGUGAUAUUCUUCGAGAUGUGCUAUACGCCAUUAGUUGGGAUGGAAAGAGUAAGUAUAUUAUUUAUCUAUCUACUUCGCUAAUGACUCCAUAUCAUGCGUUAUGCGUUUCAUUUCAGAGAUCAAAUAGACACACGCGACUAGCCUCUCAUUGUAUAUUUCAAUUCGAUGCUAACUAUAAGUUUAGGCACAAGUCGUUGAUGGUUUACGGAAGAAGGAGCCGUUGCUUCCAGCGAAUUUUGACAAGGCCGAAAAGCCGUUCAGGCAGAUAUUGUUUUGUCCCUACUUAACCAUAAUCCAAAGGAGCGGCCGUCAAGUUCUGAACUUCUUCAGAGUAGGAAGUUACCGGUCCAGAUGGAAAGCGAAACGAUCCGCCAAACUUUAGCUGGUUUAUCCGACUCGAAAUCGCCAUAUCAUCAAAAAAUGAUGAGUGCUCUCUUCUCUAGACCAACAAAACGAGCAAAGGACUAUGCGUGGGAUAUGGGAGUUCCGACACCCAGUGGUAAUGACUUGUUACUUCAAGGGCUCGUGAAGCAAAAGUUAAUUUCCAUUUUCCGCAACCAUGGAGCCGUAGAAACACCGCGAAGUAUUUUGUUCCCAUCAUCUGAUCAUUAUGGUAUCAAUGCUGUCCAAUUAUUAGACAAAAGUGGUACUCUUUUACAGCUACCCUAUGAUCUCACUGUCCCAAAUGCUCGUGCUAUUGCGAAACAUCAACCUCCCGUGGAAAGAUCCUUCGCAUUUGGUACUGUUUUUCGAGAUAAGCACGACGGUGCUACCCCACAAACUUUUAGUGAAGUGGACUUUGAUGUUGUCACUUCAGAUAGCUUAGACCUUGCAUUAAAAGAGGCUGAGGUUAUCAAGGUUCUAGAUGAGAUUGUUGCCAGCUUUCCAUCUCUACCUUCGUCCCAAAUGUGCUUCCAUAUAAAUCAUGCAGAUUUACUUGGUCUAAUCUUCGACUUCUGUCGCAUCGAACCCAGUAUACGACAAGCUGCAGCCGAUACACUUAGUAAAUUAAAUGUACAGCAAUGGACAUGGCAGAAGAUACGAGCAGAACUUCGAUCACCAUUGGUAGGGGUACGUAUUAAUAACAGAAAGUGCAGAUCCGUCACCAAACUAUCCGUCUACUUUCUCCUUACAUUUUCAGACUUUCUGAAUAAUCAUUACUGAGAUUCUCCAUUCAAGUGAAAUUACUUGCUAACCCAAACUUAGGUAUCCGCCACUAGCGUCGAGGAUCUUCAACGAUUUGAUUUCAGAGAUACUCCCAGCAAAGCUUUUCAAAAGCUAAAAGUAAUCUUCGAAGGUACCGAGAUGUUCGAAAAGGCCUCUUCUUCUAUCGCGCAUCUACGUGAUGUGAUCGAGUAUGUGUUCCAAUUUUUCUGGUGUCUUUCAACUAAGCAUCGCUAAUGUGCCAGUACAGAUAUACAAAACGUUUUGAGGUCCAGAGAAAGAUUUAUGUCCAUCCUCUAGGAAGUCUAAAAGAGAAAUUUUACAAGGGUGGCGUACUUUUCUCUUGUUUGUAUGACAGAAAGGUCCGAGAUGUAUUUGCAGCAGGAGGUCGAUAUGAUUCUUUGAUCCGAGAAAACCGUCAUCACAAGAAUAUCAAUGAGGAACGACAUGCUGUGGGUUUCAAUCUAGCAUGGGAAAAGAUGGCUAGGCUUCCAAAGUCGAACUCAAAAGGUUUCUUAAAGAGGCCCGAUGAGGAAGUACAGGGUAUCUGGAGCACAAAAAGAGUCAGUACCACCGCAUUCAUCCUUCUCAGCUGGAUGAGCUUCGCGUAUUUUUUCAGAGAGCCACAGCUAAUUUGCUCAAUAGUGCGAUGUACUCGUUGCAAGUCAUGAUGCAGCGAUACUGAGAUCAACCGGAGUUGAGCUUGUCUCAAACUUAUGGUCGCAUGACAUAAGUGCCGAGCUAGCACGAGACUCACGUUCCCCGGAAGAUCUUCUUUCUAAAUACCGAGAUGAUAGUUAUUCUUGGAUAGUUAUUAUCAAGCAAGAUUCCGUGGUGAGAUGCAAGACUACUGGCAGAAAGGAUAUACCUGAUGCCGAUAUUCCUUCUACGCAAUUAGUUUCAUGGCUUCGUGGUGAAAUGCGUGAGAGGGAUCAGAGGGAAGGAACAUACAAUCGGGCAAAGUAAGUGUGUCUGGAAGUCUCCAAAAUAUGAGGAUAUUAAUGCAUUUAUUAGACUAUCUCGCCAUCAUAGUCAACCCGACACAGGACCGAGUGAGCAUGAGCAGGACGUACGAGUUUUGUUCGCCGGUACGAAGAGCAAGAAGUCAAAUAGAAGAAGUAUUGUAGACCAAGCUCAAGGUAGAGCAGCAACGCGUGAGUUAUAAUUUCUUAAUCCUCAGUGCUCUAGAAGACGCAUAUUAACGUUUCCACCCUAGUCGUUCAAUCUUUCUUAGACGGCCCUAUCGCUGCCAUUGAAACAACAGACCACGUAGGUCACUCUCUCCAUAUGCAUCCCUCAUUAAACACCUCUCCUGUAGCCUUUCGUCUCCUCUCGCUUCAUGGUAUCUCAUCAUUCAUUUUAAUAACACUUUCUCUCCCUAGGUAAUGGAUUUCAUCCGUGAAACCAAACUCUCGGAUCCCGACUCCUGGCGUAAAGUCACCCAUUCAGUCCCCACGACCGAACGUCGCUACAUAGGUGAGAUUCAUGAUUUGAUGAGCACUCUGGCUUUUCAAAAUAAAGACAUCACAAGAAAUGCGUUUGUUUAUAAUUUUAGAACGGGAACGUGUAUUUAUUAUGAUUUGGGCGCUUAAUUUUAGUAGAGAGAAGGAGGGGUCAGUGGAAGAAGGAAGAGGGAGGAAGGGCGUUGUAAUUUGUAUGUAUAUAGAUACCCGGGUAUAAAUUUCAAUAUAUUGGCAAGAUUUCCUUUGCAAUUGUCGAGAUGGGAUUUUUUGUGUUUACUAUAUGCAAUCGGGUGU
Sclerotinia trifoliorum is the source of this 4488-nucleotide messenger RNA. The record is from the annotation of a GenBank genome assembly. NCBI's taxonomy places the organism in Eukaryota, Fungi, Ascomycota, Leotiomycetes, Helotiales, Sclerotiniaceae.